Molecule: messenger RNA, 918 nt
Organism: Perognathus longimembris pacificus (Pacific pocket mouse)
Lineage: Eukaryota; Metazoa; Chordata; Mammalia; Rodentia; Heteromyidae
Product: vomeronasal type-1 receptor 1-like
Exons: 1
Coding region: 1-918 (305 amino acids)
Biological process (GO): G protein-coupled receptor signaling pathway
Cellular component (GO): membrane
Molecular function (GO): pheromone receptor activity
Source: RefSeq, a predicted model, not a curated record
AUGACCCAAAGUAACAUGGAAAUGGGGGUUGUCUUCCUCACUCGGAUUGCAGUAGGGCUCCUGGGGAACUCCACUCUCCUUUGCCUUUACAGUUACACCCUGCUCACUGGACAGAAGGUGAGGCUCACAGACCCCAUCCUCCACCAUCUGGUCUUGGCCAACAACUUGGUUAUUUUAUCCACUGGGAUCCCUCAGACAAUGGCAGGUUUUGGAUGGAAGAACUUCCUGGAUGAUUCAGGAUGUAAAGUUAUUUUGUAUUUAUCCAGAGUAGCCAGAGGGGUUUCUCUUAACACCACCUGUCUUCUCAGUGGCUUCCAGGUCACAAAACUUUGCACUAAAAAUUCUUGGUGGAAGACCAGCACAAGAUUCCACAAAUACUUUGGUGUCUGUGGCUGUCUUUUCUGGAUCCUGCAGCUCCUGGUAAAUGUUUAUGUGCCUCUGAGAGUGAUUGGCCCAAGAGACAAACAAAAUAUAACUCUGCACAUGCAUUAUAGAUACUGCUCCACACACCCACCACAACUGCUUAAAACAUUAUUGCUUCUAGUCCUAUUCUCGUCCAUUGAUGUUGUAUGCUUGGUUUUCAUGAUCUGGGCCAGUGGCUCCAUGGUCCUUGUCCUGCACAGACACAAAGAGAGGGUCCGACACAUCCAUAGCCACAUUCCCUCCCGAAGACCUGACCAUGAGACCAGGGCCACGCGCACCAUCCUGACCCUGGUGAGCAUGUUCGUCUCCUUCUACUGCCUGUCUGCCAUUUUCACACUUUGUGUUGGUCUAAAUAGGAAGCCAGAGCUAUGGAUGAUGGAUUCUGCUGUGUUCCUGAGUUCAGGUUUCUCAGUACUGAGCCCCUUUGUGCUCAUCAGCAAUGAUACCCGUGUCACUCAGGUGUUCUAUUUCUGCACUAAAAAAUCAUUCUUGUAA